CACGCUGCCCGGUUGCGCGUCGUGAGCUCGUGAUGCCGCCGUGAACGCGGUAACCCGUCUCAAAAGCGCCCCACGCGAUCCUUACUCGCCGAAAAUAGUAUUAUUUUCUUUUAAAAAAAAUAAUAGGUAAUAUAUUCGUACCAUACCAAUUCUAAGAACUGUACCAUAUCAAAAAAUGCAGUGUACCUACUUGUAUACAUAUCUUGGAUAUAUUUUUGAUGAUUAAUACUUUGAGCUUAUAGACGUGUCGUGGUUGUGAUAAAAAUAUGUUUCAAAAAGUGCUUUGAAUACCGUUCGAGUGAAUUCAAAAGGGAACGCGACUUGACUGAUUCCGAAUUUGAAUUGAAACAAUUGAAAGCGCCGCGAGUGAAUUUCAAUUCGACAGACUGAAAUUGAUAUCAACAAAGUGGAUUUGUCAUCUUCAAAGUGAAUUUGGAUUCGAAUAAGUGAAUUUGAAGCGGUUAGUGUUGUGACUGGAGAUAGCGUGCCUAUGAUGUGAUGAUGCGUCGGGGGAAAGCGUUGUUGGAGGGGAGCCGGCAGGGUUCUGUGGAUGGAAACAGCAAUGUUGCUGAUAAGGAACUGGUGCACAAGUGCCACAGUGACCCCGGCGGAGGAAGGGCGCUGGGGGCAGCACCCAGAACCCAUAGACAUCGAUCCGCGUCGGGCGCGGCAAGGAAAUGCGUACUCACACUAGAUGGAUACUCCUAUGUUAUUGUGGCGAGUCCUCCGGGCGGCGCGGGGUCGCAGGAGCCUCCGCGCCCGCCGCCGCCGCCCGUGCCGCGCAACGGCACCCCUCCCAAACAAGGCGCGCUGACGAUAGUGCGGCGGUCGUCAAGCCGCAGCAAAGCAGAGAGCUGCUCAACCCCCACGGACGAGCAGCUCGAUCAGCUCGACCUUGACACCGAACACUUGCCCGCCGUCGAUACCCCCGACGCGUGCGAUAAGGCCGCACUUAGAUUACGCUAUCUCCUUAGACAAUUGAAUAGAGGUGAAAUAUCCGCAGAGACUUUACAAAAGAACCUACAAUAUGCCGCUAAGGUGCUGGAAGCCGUAUAUAUAGACGAAACCAAACCGGCAGUGGCGCGCCAGCAGUCGGCUCCGACCCUCGUGUUUAGGCGACUGGCGGACGAAGAUGACGAGUUAUCGGAAGUGCAACCUGAUGCGGUGCCGCCAGAGGUCCGCGAGUGGUUGGCGUCAACCUUCACCAGACAGCUGGCGACGGCGAAGAGAAAGUCAGAUGAGAAGCCCAAGUUCCGGUCGGUUGCGCACGCGAUCCGAGCAGGCAUCUUCGUGGACAGGAUCUACAGGCGGGUCACCAGCACUGCGCUCAUGCAAUUCCCGCAAGAUGUCGUUAGAGUUCUUAAGACAUUGGAUGAGUGGUCGUUCGACGUGUUCGCGCUGCACGAGGCCGCGAACGGCGCGCCCGUCAAGUACCUCGGAUACGAACUACUCAAUAGAUACGGCAUGAUACACAAGUUUAAGGUCCCAUCGACGAUACUGGAGAACUUUCUCAGUCGGAUAGAGGAGGGGUACUGCAAGUUCCACAACCCGUACCACAACAACCUGCAUGCCGCGGAUGUGGCUCAGACGGUGCACUAUAUGCUUUGUCAGACUGGCCUCAUGAACUGGUUGUCGGACUUGGAGAUCUUCGCGACGCUGGUGGCAGCGGUGGUGCACGACUUCGAGCACACUGGUACCACAAAUAACUUCCACGUCAUGUCUGGCUCUGACACCGCGCUGCUCUAUAACGACAGGGCUGUGCUGGAGAACCAUCAUAUAAGUGCUGCUUUCAGGCUAAUGCGCGACGAGGAAUGCAACAUCCUGCAGAAUCUCUCCCGGGACGAGUUCCGUGAAUUCCGCACGCUGGUGAUCGACAUGGUACUGGCCACGGACAUGUCGUUCCACUUCCAGCAGCUCAAGAACAUGCGCUCGCUGCUCAGCCUGGCGGAACCCACGGUCGACAAGUCCAAGGCAGCCUCCUUGGUGCUGCAUUGCUGUGAUAUCUCCCAUCCUGCUAAGAGAUGGGACCUGCACCACCGAUGGACGAUGAGUCUCCUUGACGAGUUCUUCCUGCAAGGCGACAAAGAGCGAGACCUGGGGCUCCCGUUCAGUCCCCUCUGUGACCGGAACAACACACUAGUAGCGGAAUCCCAGAUCGGGUUCAUAGAGUUCAUCGUAGAACCCAGCAUGGGGGUCUGUGCUGAUAUGCUGGAGUGCAUCCUAGGUCCACUGCAUUCGAGCUCAAAGUCCACAACAGCGAGCAACCAAGAACCUAUUAAUGAAGAGACCACCGGAAACGAGGGCAACAACAAAUUCAAGAUCAGGAAGCCAUGGAUAGCAUGCCUCAGCGACAAUAAGAAGAUAUGGAAGGAACAAGCCGCGAAAGACGCGGAAGCACGAGCCAAGCAGGAGCAAGAACAGCAGGAAGAGAGUGCGCCGCAGACAGAGGAAUAAUAUUUAGCCACAUUUGUAAAUAGCGUUAGGAAUAGCUGUUACAACGUGAUCCACUCACUGUUGAACAAGAGCUAAUUCUGUUGUUGUACCGUGAGGCGGCAGGUGAAGGGAGAUGGAGAAAAAAGAAAAAAAACGAAUACACGUAAAAGAAUGUAGGUACAAAAGUUUCAAAUAUCUCUUCUACUAUAAUUGAUCUUUGUCAGAGCUCCGAAAUUGAUGAAAAUGUGCAACUUUUGAUUUUUAUGACUUGUGUUAGGGUCUUAGGUAUUUUUAAGACUAAGUACUUCAGUACUACACAGGUAGUUACCUACUUUUAAAUAAACGAAGAUAGUAUCGAUCUUUACCAAGCCGCAAUUUCCACUAAAUGGACUAAAUGUCUACCUAACAGAUAGUUUAUAAAAUGUGUUAGGUAUAAAAAAAGUUUCACAAUAAAUACUUCUAUCAUCACAUCUACUACAGGUAGGUUUUUAGGUGAGGAUGAAUGAAAUGAUGACUGUUUCUUAUAUUCCAAUGAUUAUUAAUAAGUAGACUAAAUAAUCUACCCUAUGUUGAAACUCAAAUAUUUCAAAAUAUUUUAGAAUUGGGUAGUUUCCAAGGUCAAAAAUAAAUUACGAAAUUCUGAUUACUAAGUAAAGACAGAUUUCAUGUAAAGGUGACAAAAAACGUUUUCUUUUUCCAUUUAAUUUAUUCAUGAAUUAUAAUAAAGGAAGAUGUAAUAAAAAGUACAUUUUGUCACGUGUU
Messenger RNA from Pectinophora gossypiella (pink bollworm), 3195 nucleotides. It is a transcript of the gene Pde1c, whose product is annotated as dual specificity calcium/calmodulin-dependent 3',5'-cyclic nucleotide phosphodiesterase 1. Lineage: Eukaryota; Metazoa; Arthropoda; Insecta; Lepidoptera; Gelechiidae. Gene Ontology annotation, biological process: signal transduction. The transcript has 14 exons. The coding region runs from base 499 to 2454 and encodes 651 amino acids. The record is from RefSeq and is a predicted model, not a curated record. Gene Ontology annotation, molecular function: 3',5'-cyclic-AMP phosphodiesterase activity.